Molecule: messenger RNA, 1025 nt
Organism: Nymphaea colorata (pocket water lily)
Lineage: Eukaryota; Viridiplantae; Streptophyta; Magnoliopsida; Nymphaeales; Nymphaeaceae
Product: superoxide dismutase [Cu-Zn] 2
Exons: 7
Coding region: 160-642 (160 amino acids)
Biological process (GO): removal of superoxide radicals
Molecular function (GO): superoxide dismutase activity; copper ion binding
Source: RefSeq, a predicted model, not a curated record
GCAACCUUAUUAUCGCACAAUCCUCACUCUCGUGUCAAGCGACCGGCAGAGGCUGGGCUAUCUACCUUUACAUUGUCGUCAGCUUUGAGCAGUGGUAUCUCAGAGCUAGGGAAGGAAGGCAGAAGCAUUCCCCGCUCUCGAACUCUCCCUCUGACUCUGAUGGCGACAGGAGGCGCUACAGUUAAGGCAGUGGCUCUUAUUGCUGGCGACCCCAAUGUCAAGGGUUCGCUUCACUUCUUCCAGGACGCUACUGGGGCUACCCAUGUCACAGGGAGGAUCGCAGGCCUCUCCCCUGGUCUACAUGGAUUCCAUAUUCAUGCCUUGGGCGAUACCACCAAUGGCUGCAUCUCAACCGGUCCUCAUUUCAAUCCACUUAAAAGGAACCACGGCGCCCGUACUGAUGAGGAUAGGCACGCCGGCGACCUCGGCAACAUAUUCGCCGGUCAGGAUGGAGUGGCUGAAGUUCGUUUGAAGGACAUGCAGAUUCCGCUUACGGGACCGCAUUCGAUACUCGGAAGAGCCGUUGUUGUUCACGCUUAUCCUGAUGAUCUUGGCAGAGGUGGACAUGAACUUAGCAAGACAACUGGGAAUUCUGGUGCCAGAGUCGGCUGUGGAGUUAUUGGGCUUCAGUCAGCAGUCUAGUCAUGUCUUCAUGCCCCUGAGCCCAGCUCUUCCAAUAAAUCUCUCUCUCUCUCUCUCUCUCUCUCUCUUUCUUUCUGGAAAAUGCUUACUCGUGACAACUCUCUCUCUCUCUCUCUUUGUGGAAAAAGCUUAUUCGUGCCAAUCUAAAUGAUAAUGAUGUAAAAUUAGAAUAAAAUGGCCAAUUCCACAAAGCUUAGCCGGCCCACACUUGAAAAUUUAUACAAGGAAUCACGCAUGUCCUGUGUCUCUCGAACAACUUCCUUUCUUCGCGAGUGAUGCCUGUGGAAACUGCUUGCUGACCGUGUAAAAAAGGCGGCUUGUGUUGCUUCAGCAGUUUUAGUUUUAUCCAAAUAAAUAAAGACUAGCCAAUUUUAUGAGGUCAA